AUGGCAUCGCCGUUCCUGUCUAAUUCUGCCAAAGACUAUGGGCAAGGACUGCAUUGGCUCGCUCGUUUAUUUAGGUAUGAGUCUCAGGACGAGGCACUGUUAAGCGCUAGACCCAUUGGCGCACUGGGCAGCAGAGAUUCAGCGCUUAUCUGUUUGACCACGGACGCGCACAUCCUAUUAGUAGAUCAUGGAGGGUCUGAAACGGAGUCUCUUACAAAAACCCAGCGCUUGGCUGCCUUCCUAGGUCCCCUCCAGCGCUCACAUACCCGGCACUGCCCACCCGUUACAUCAGUGGCCGUCCUUUCAACUAUUGUAGUGGACAAAGGCUCUUCUAUGGCUGAUCCAUUUCGUGGAGACGGGCUGUUUACAGCUGUUAACGCCCUCGCAGCGCUUGUCCAAGAUCCAGAGCGACUCGAUCGCGCAAGAGCGCGGUUCAACGAAUCUCCGCCGUCGUAUAGAUCGCGCUUGUCACACAACUCAACCCUCUCUCAGAGCCCUAACCCACCAAGCGAUGAAGAACAACGCCGCUCCGAUCUAAAAUGGAAGCUGAUACUGGAGCAUCAGGCAUCGUUUCCCUCCGAACAAUUCCUGGCCCAAGAGCUCGAAGAGAUACGUCGGCUAACCCAACUAGAUCCAAUUCGAAUGCGCCGUAUCCCAGUCGGUACGAAUUAUCACAAACUCGCCAAGGAGAACGUCAUGAAACGCUGGGUUGAACAGGGAAUAUGGAGCGAGGAAUGGAAAUCCAGGAGCGUGUGGAGGUGGAAGCACGAAGAACCACUCGACCGCGAGUUUGAGUCGAACAAGGAUAAAACGGCUGGCACUGAGUCCCGUCUCUUUGGCCCGCCCCCUGAGGAAAUAGAAUCGACGCCGAGACCACCGCAGGGCGUCCAAGAUUUGCCAAUGACUGAGGAACGUCGGCGCAUACGGGAACGCGGACGUGAGGCGUCGCGCCUAUACCAUCAGUUCGUCUACCAGGUUUCGAAAGAACGCGAGUUGAUUCUGGACGAAAUGAACCCUCCCGAAGCUCCCGACUUCUCCUACCUCAACCAAUGGCCCCCAGCCCUACACCCAGCUGCCCUCCAGGGAGGAUCAGGGCGCCAACGCACCCCAACCGAGCCUAACCUGGAAUAUUCCGUCUCGACCCCCCCAGACAUCAACACGGCAGCCUAUGAGAGAGUGAAGAAUACCUGGGUAAGAAGAGGAAUAUGGAACAAGAAAUGGGGCAUACUGCCUGGGAUGUCAUGGAAGCAUGAACAGCCUCUCGAGGAGAUGCUACGCGAGGAAAUGGGCGAUGAUCCUGUCCUUCAUGAGGGUGGUGCGGUCGAGGACAGGGAUGAACCUAGCGAAACACCUCGUAGGCCAUUAUUCGGGCCAUAUCCAGACGAACAAGUCGCAUCGUUUUCAUCUCCACUCUUCGACGAUAGCACUCAUCAACCGGUGAGGGUGGAUGCGGGACCGAAUCGAAUCGCAUCUCCAUUACCAGUUGCGGCAAAUGGUGACCACGUUUUGGGUCAACCGGACGAGCCUCUUCAAGAGGCUUGUCCGGGCGGCGAUCCUGCGGUAUUACCAAACGGCGAGACCAGCCAGUUUUCUGCUGCAUCAAGUUCAGACCGCGACCGUAUAAACAAUAGAGAGGCCGGACGCUCCGUCUUGCUGUCGGGGGCGCGACGAGGCGAGAGAGAGGGAUCCGUCGGGGCUGGGCUUGCUCCAGAAAUACCACGUACCGCUCUUGGUCCAAUUCGUCCGUCCAAGGUUUCCAAGGCUCGCAGGCGGAACAGGACUUGCACCAGACGACGACCAGAUGGCUCUGAAGAGAAUGGGGUACAAACACCGAUUCCUGUACCAGAUACCGCUUCCGCUCCUCUCGUGGAUUCUUCGGUACAGCCUCGAAGGAGUAGGCGCUUGCAGGAGGCUAAGCGCAAAACGGAUGCAGACUCCUCCGCCGGAGGAAUUAGUACUAGCAGUCCAAAGUCUGCGAAGCCUCGUGGUGUAGUUAAGAGACGUUCACGAACAACUCGGCAGAGGACGGGUUAG
Molecule: messenger RNA, 2034 nt
Organism: Metarhizium robertsii ARSEF 23
Lineage: Eukaryota; Fungi; Ascomycota; Sordariomycetes; Hypocreales; Clavicipitaceae
Product: major royal jelly protein
Exons: 2
Coding region: 1-2034 (677 amino acids)
Source: RefSeq, a predicted model, not a curated record